Molecule: messenger RNA, 1245 nt
Organism: Rasamsonia emersonii CBS 393.64
Lineage: Eukaryota; Fungi; Ascomycota; Eurotiomycetes; Eurotiales; Trichocomaceae
Product: Polysaccharide deacetylase
Exons: 3
Coding region: 1-1245 (414 amino acids)
Biological process (GO): carbohydrate metabolic process
Molecular function (GO): hydrolase activity, acting on carbon-nitrogen (but not peptide) bonds
Source: RefSeq, a predicted model, not a curated record
AUGCGCGCCCUCACUCGCUUGGCGUCUAGCCUCUGCUGCAUUCAGCUGAUGCUGGUGCGAGGUAUCACUGGGAGAGUUCCAGUCACCAUCAAGAGAGAUGGAUUCGUAAUUGACUCGUUCCAGGGAGGCCCUUUCAAUGACCUUGAUGCCUGGCACGGUGCAGGGGAGGAAUUGCCCGUGGAGUAUGCAGAAGAAGGAGGUUACGUCCGGCUCUUUCCCACGAACCCGGACCACAACUAUCACACCCAGGUCUCGUCGUCCUGCCUCGACAUGACGGGAUACGCCGGCAUGUACUUGCAUGUGGUUUUCUCUGGGCCCGACAAGUUCAGCAUCUCUCUCAACCAGCAUAACGAAGAUUGCAAUCCAGAUCGGGCUCCGUAUCCAGACACAUCGGACAGUGUUGAAGCGUCUCGUUACUCUCUGGACGACGACAUCUACGUCCCUUUGUCUCAUUUCUCCAUCGACAUGUCGCGAGUGAUGUCGGUGUCCUUUCAUGGCUUUUAUACGAAAGACGAAGUGACCUUGUACAAGGUGGAGAUCGUUCCCAGUAUUCCAGCCGGGUUCACAGUGCCUGAGAAACUGGAAACAGGGUCUUUGAUUCUCAAAUGCAAGAGACCCAACUCAUUUGCCUUCGGGAUCGACGAUGGGGAUCCUCAGCUAGCUCAGGAGGUUAUGCAUAUUCUGGAAGAAGAAGAUAUAUUGGUUACUUUCUUUGUUGUUGGUAACGGUCUUGAGGCCCCGGACACCAACCUCACUGAGGUCUACAGAGAGAUGAUCCAUCGAGGCCAUCAGGUGGCACUUCACACGUACACGCAUCCAAAGAUGGAAGGACUCCAGACCGUUGAGCAAAUUGACUAUGAAAUUCUUGAGGGCUUUAGAGCCAUUAAGGACCUCCUUGGAGUGGAAUCUCGCUAUUUCCGUCCUCCGUAUGGCACCAUCGGCGCACGAACCAGACAGAGACUGGCGCAUCUCCUCGACGAUCCAUACAUCGUGAACUGGAGCGUGGAUAUCGAAGACUGGCUGUAUGCAGACUCGGACACGCCGGAGAAGCAGCUCGAGGCAUUUCAGCGCGACGUUGAUCGGGGUGGAGAUAUUGUCGUGAUGCACUAUCUCAGCCGUUCGACGGUGCAGUAUUUCAGGGAGGUGAUUCGAAUCGCCAGAGAAACAGGCAAACGGAUCAUGAGAGUCGACCAGUGCAUGUUGGACCCCGAGGCACCUCCUCUAGAGGACAAGUCUUGGGACUAG